AUGGGGCCCCCAGGCAAUAGGGAAUCAUGGGGCCCCUGUGUCCUUGCCCAAACUCAAAAAAGCCUAUGAAAAAGUCUGAGCACAGUCAUUGUCCUUACAUAGUGAGUUCGGUGCCAAUUCUGGCAGCAGGUUGCGUGAACAUGCACUGGUGCAAAUGUUUGUGCUGAUCAGGGGCAGACUGACAACUCAUGGGGCCCCGGGGCAAUAGGAAAUCAUGGGGCCCCUGUGUCCUUGCCCAAACUCAAAAAAGCCUAUGAAAAAGGUACCACGGGCAUCUCAUGGGGCCCCCUACUGACCCCAGGCCCUCGGGCAGUGCCUGAGUUUUCAAAUGGUCAGUCCGCCCCUG
This is a messenger RNA of Staurois parvus, 346 nucleotides long. The record is from the annotation of a GenBank genome assembly. NCBI's taxonomy places the organism in Eukaryota, Metazoa, Chordata, Amphibia, Anura, Ranidae.